Marchantia polymorpha subsp. ruderalis is the source of this 2562-nucleotide messenger RNA. The record is from the annotation of a GenBank genome assembly. Lineage: Eukaryota; Viridiplantae; Streptophyta; Marchantiopsida; Marchantiales; Marchantiaceae.
GAAAAGGAAGAGAAGGGAAGGGAAGGGAAGGCUGGCAGGGACUUUCAGGCGAGGGAAGAAGGCGACGAGGAGGAGGAGGGACAUGAGUUUUGGCUGCUUAUUGUUCGGAUUUCUUCCCAUCUCGUCGCCAAAUAGUGACCUCGCCUUCCCUCAGUAGUAGACGACGUCGUCGUAUGCGCUUUUGCUAAGAAGAAACUCGUACCGUUCUCAGGGUCAAUCAAUGCUCCCGUGCUUGCCAUCUCCCAUUUCACACAGCCGGGAAAAGGAAAGGGAAAGGGCCGGGAAGAACCAGGGGAAGAGGAGGUGUUGAUUUGAGGUAAACUGCGGCAGAAGAGUGAUGCGUUGUUGAUCGGAUUCUGGCAGGCUGGUCGGCUGUGCGAUGGUUUCUUUAAUUGUUUCAGUGUGUUCGUGACCCUCGGGUUUGAAGUGUCAAAAGAACCUGUUGCUAUCGAAGCUAUGGCUUCUAGCAUAUUCUUUCAGGGCUCUAUUCCUCAAGCCAUAGCUGAGGCUCAGAGCAAGAGGAGGAUUCUUGUUGUCUUCAUUUCAGGCGAAGAUGAGGAAUCACAGCAGCUGGAACAAGUCACUUGGCAGGAUGCAAAGGUCACGGAGGAAAUACAGCGAGGAUGUGUUCCUUUGAAGAUUGCAGGGGGCAGUACUGAUGCCUUGAACUUUUCUGCAAUUUUUCCUACUCGCCGUGUGCCAACUAUAUCGAUAAUUGGAUUUACGGGUGCUUUGAUUCAACAACAUGAGGGUUACAUAGCACCUGAAGAGUUUGUAGCUGGACUUCAACAGUUGCAGAAUGUAGCAGCUGCGGGUGCGAUUGCCACAAUUCUUUCCUCAGCACAUCUUGCACAAACUGCUACGAACACUGCAAAUGCUGCAAAUGAGAUUAACACCAGGACAUCCUCACAUGAAUCUCCCAUCGAGCCAGUUGAGGACUCUACAAGCGUGUCGAGUAGGCAGAUCAGUUCGCCAUCAGUUGAAAGGAGCUCCUUGAGCGUGGAACCUGCUCAAGCAGAGAUGUCAAGUGGUGCUGCAACGAACGUCCCAGAAAUUGAAAAUGCGACUCCAAGUACACGUAGUGUGGGAGAGACAGAUGUAGAUAAUCAAGCUUUGGAAGCAAUCAAAGCUGCUCAUAAAGCCAAGGCUAAAAAGGUGGCUGAUCUUAAGGCGGCAGAAACUACUGCAGUUAAGACGUCGAAGGAUAAGACCGGUCCAUUUCUUCUGCAAAUAAGACUGACCAAUAGCGAAAAUAUACGAGGCGAAUUUGAAGCUACUAACACACUGAGAGACGUCAAAAUUUUUGUUGAUAGAAAUCGUACGGAUGGAAGCAAGAGUUACUCGUUCGUGAUUCCAUUUCCUCGAAAAUCAUUGAGCAACGAUGACUUGGAUAAAUCUCUCACACAGCUAGAGCUUGGACCUCGAUCCACAGUGAUGAUAGUUCCAAACCGGAUGACUUCCGAAGGAAGCACGUGGUCUUGUGCCACUGGCUCUGGAUCUUCAGAUGAUGUUCCAACUCCUCCGGAAGGUGGUGUUUCCAUAAUCGCAAGAGUUCUCUCCUACCUCAAUCCCUUCUCGUACAUUCGGUGGGGAGGAUCUGCAACUAAUCAAGAAACUUCUGGUUCAGAUUGGGAAUACGAUUCUGUUCCAGAUGGGGCCAGGGAAGCUGAUCAAAGAGAAUCAAGAGGUGAUGGCACAGAUGAAUAUACCAAUCCAAUGAAUGGAGCAGGGCCUCAGAGGAGUUCAUUGAAUCAGAGGAAGGGUUGGGGAGCAAAUGGUAAUGUUCAUACUUUGAGGAAUGAUGAUGAUGAUGAAGUAUUCCGUGGAGGGAACUCUUACUGGAAUGGUAAUUCCACUCAGUUUGGAGGUGAGGAUGGAAACAAGAGAGAUUAAACGGUCAAGCUCGCCCUCCUAGGAUAUAUUCUGUAAAUUAAACCUGAAAUUAUGAAAGGAAAAAAAAACACUGUAACCUGAUAGUGUUAGGAGUUGGAGCUGAUUUCUUUGUUCAAGCACUUGUACCGGUGGGCAUAUCACACAUGAUUGGGUGGAUGUCUAUGCCACACGCAUUCAGAGUGCACUCAGCGUCAGCACCGGGGUCUACUGGAUGGAUAUCGUGCUUUGUCGUAAGAGAUACGGUUGGAAAAUAACAAUAAGCUGGUCAAACUCUGAUGUCUGUAGACUUACAAAAAUGUUUUCUUUGAUUCACAUAUCACUUAGAGCACGUACACGUACAAGCUCAAGCACAUGAACGUUCUCAAGCACAAGCUCUCUCCCCUGGUUCAUGCCUGCAGGAAUCAGAAGAGGAUUGUGUUUGAGCUGAAGGUCAUGCUUUUGUGUUCGUAAUUGCAUGGGUCGGAGGUGCGAUGCGAGCUGUCGUGCCCACUGGAGAACAUUAUGUACUUUUACACAAUGUGAAGGCCAUAGUAGACCAUGUCACUAAUAUUUUUAGUAGUUGCUUAUUAUGUUGUUUAACAACCCGUUCGCAGAGCAAAGUUGAGGUAUUUUCCUUGUGCCACAUAAUUGUACAGUUCUUGAAUGUCACUGCAAUUUCAUAUCAAAUCA